AUGUUGGUGAAGGGCCGGGCUCCGAGGGCACCUCCCCGAGAGCGACAGAAAGCCAACCGCGGCGGGCAGGGCCCGGCGGCUCUAGCCCCGCCCCCGGUCGCAGGCCCCGCCUCCCGGCCCCACUUCCGCCGGGCGAGCGUCUGCCGGCGGCGCUGCCGUAAGUCGGGCCGGCGGUUUGCCGCAUCACGGAAGAUGGCGGCCGCGGCGGUGAACGGGGCGGCGGGCGCCUCGAGCUCGGGGCCUGCGGCAGCCUCGGGCGCGGUCCUGCAGGCGGCGGCCGGCAUGUACGAGCAACUCAAGGGCGAGUGGAACCGUAAAAGCCCCAAUCUGAGCAAGUGCGGGGAAGAGCUGGGCCGGCUCAAGCUGGUUCUGCUGGAGCUCAACUUCCUGCCAACCACAGGGACCAAACUGACCAAACAGCAGCUCAUUCUGGCCCGUGACAUCCUGGAGAUCGGGGCCCAGUGGAGCAUCCUACGGAAGGACAUCCCAUCCUUCGAGCGCUACAUGGCACAGCUCAAAUGCUACUACUUCGAUUACAAGGAGCAGCUCCCCGAGUCGGCCUACAUGCACCAGCUCUUGGGUCUCAACCUUCUCUUCCUGCUGUCCCAGAACCGGGUGGCUGAGUUCCACACAGAGUUGGAGCGGCUGCCUGCCAAGGACAUCCAGACCAAUGUCUACAUCAAGCAUCCCGUGUCCCUUGAGCAAUACCUGAUGGAAGGCAGCUACAACAAAGUGUUCCUGGCCAAAGGCAACAUCCCUGCCGAGAGCUAUACCUUCUUCAUCGACAUCCUGCUUGACACCAUCAGGGAUGAGAUUGCUGGGUGCAUCGAGAAGGCCUAUGAGAAAAUCCUCUUCACUGAGGCCACUCGGAUCCUCUUCUUCAACACACCCAAAAAGAUGACGGACUACGCCAAGAAGCGAGGGUGGGUCCUGGGCCUCAAUAACUACUACAGCUUUGCCAGCCAGCAGCAGAAGCCGGAAGAUACCACCAUCCCCUCCACGGAACUGGCGAAACAGGUCAUCGAGUAUGCCCGGCAGCUGGAGAUGAUCGUCUGAGCACCCGGGCCCUGGGGGGCAGCUGGUUAUUUAAGACCCCUGAGGCCUCGCAGUCCCGGGUCACCCGGGUCUCCAAUAAAGGUGGAUCGACACUCUC
Messenger RNA from Equus quagga, 1153 nucleotides. It is a transcript of the gene PSMD8, whose product is annotated as proteasome 26S subunit, non-ATPase 8. The transcript has 7 exons. The coding region runs from base 1 to 1056 and encodes 351 amino acids. The record is from RefSeq and is a predicted model, not a curated record. Gene Ontology annotation, biological process: proteasome-mediated ubiquitin-dependent protein catabolic process. Gene Ontology annotation, cellular component: cytosol; nucleus; proteasome regulatory particle, lid subcomplex. NCBI's taxonomy places the organism in Eukaryota, Metazoa, Chordata, Mammalia, Perissodactyla, Equidae.